Tinamus guttatus (white-throated tinamou) is the source of this 860-nucleotide messenger RNA. NCBI's taxonomy places the organism in Eukaryota, Metazoa, Chordata, Aves, Tinamiformes, Tinamidae. The record is from RefSeq and is a predicted model, not a curated record.
AUAACCACUCCCAGGUAUCCAGAGCCUCCCUGCGCAUCCGCAUCCUGGACGUGAACGACAACCCUCCUGAGCUGGCCACCCCCUACGAGGCUGCCGUGUGCGAGGACGCCAAACCGGGCCAGACCAUCAGUGUUGUGGACCGGGACGAGCCCCACAGCGGCCACCGCUUCUACUUUGCCCUGGCGCCCGAGGCCACCCACAGCCACCGCUUCUCCCUGUUGGACGUCCAGGACAACACGGCCGCGGUGCACACGCAGAGGGUGGGCUUCAACCGCCAGGAGCAGGACGUGUACUUGCUGCCCAUCCUCGUGGUGGACAGCGGCCCCCCGGCCCUCAGCAGCACGGGGACACUGACCAUCCGCGUGUGCGGCUGCGACAGCAGCGGGGCCAUCCAGUCCUGCAACAGCACGGCCUACGUCAUGUCUGCCACGCUGAGCCCUGGCGCGCUCAUUGCUCUGCUGGUCUGCAUCCUCAUCCUCAUCGUGCUGGUCCUGCUCAUCCUCACGCUGAAGCGGCACCACAAAAGCCACCUGGCGUCCGAGGACGACGAGGACAUGAGGGACAACGUCAUCAAGUACAACGACGAGGGGGGCGGCGAGCAGGACACGGAGGCCUACGACAUGUCGGCGCUGCGCAGCCUCAGGGCGGACGGCGACGCCUCGGUGCCGCCCUACGACUCCUUCCAGACGUACGCCUUCGAGGGCUCGGGCUCGCCCGUGCCCUCGCUCAGCUCGCUCGGCACGCGCUCCAGCGGCUCCGAGCAGGACUUCUCCUACCUGGGGGCCUGGGGGCCGCGCUUCCGCCAGCUGGCCGCGCUCUACGCCGGCCGCAGGGCCGACGAGGAGCCCGAGGACUCCUAG